UUCGAGACUAGCGACACGCCUCGAUGCGACGACGAUUACACAGAGCUAUUUUCGACGGUUAAUCACUUCACUUCUGCCAUCAAUCGGCGCAAGACCGAUAUUGUGUCAAGGGCGAAGGCGAAAACAGCGGAGGCACGAACCGCAAGAGACGAGCGUACAGCUCGCGUGGAGAUCAGGAAGGACCAGAAUAUGGCGCAGAUCAGGGAACUGGACCAGAAAAUCAAGAGCGAUGAAGAAGAGGUUAAGAGGCUGAUGACUAGUCUUGAACUGGGCAAAAUGCGGAAGACAACACUGGAGGAGGGCUUUCAGGCAGAUGUCAAGGACCAACGAACAGCGCAAGAGGAGUAUAACAAAAUCGACAUUCAGGUGCGACGGGAGGUUGAAGAGCGUAUUGGAGAAUUUAAAGCCUGGACCCGAAGACUUAAUCAGGAUGACUUCGAAGAGAACCCCUCAAACGAACGAAAUUAUCAGCUGUGCAACGAGGAGAUGGCUGCCGCCAACGAAAUAGCCGACGAGAUGUCCAACGAGGCAGUCGACGAGUGCUCCGAGGAAAAGGUCGAAGAACCUUCCGGUGAAAAAGUUGUUAAUCAAUCCUCUGAAGAAGUAACAUCUUAGGACCCGGAUGAUAGCGUAGUAAUCAUAGGCUCCACCUCGC
Mytilinidion resinicola is the source of this 655-nucleotide messenger RNA. RefSeq lists its product as uncharacterized. Bases 190 to 615 code for a protein of 141 amino acids. The record is from RefSeq and is a predicted model, not a curated record. Lineage: Eukaryota; Fungi; Ascomycota; Dothideomycetes; Mytilinidiales; Mytilinidiaceae. The transcript is spliced from 2 exons.